UGUUGCACUCACAUUGGCGUGAUGCCAUGACUUCUGAAAUCCAAGUCUUAGAAACCAAUCAUACAUGGGUUCUUAUCCUCAAGUCGUCUAAAUUCAUUUCAUUCUCAACCUGCAAGCACUUCCCAGUACUCGCUAUACUCGCAAGUCACUGCUCUAUAAAUAGAGAGUAUUGCAUCUCGGCUCUUCAUUGACUCAUUUCGUCCACAAAAAUCCCUUAGCAGCCGAUGAAUUGAUUUAAGUGAUUAGAAUGGGGUUUGCAUAUGGGUCUUGUUUAUCCAUCCUCCUUGCGCUAUGGGUUCCGAUUACCUUUCAUAUGGUCCAAUCGUCAAGCAAUCCGGCGCCGGAGAGGUCAACCUACAUAGUUCACAUGGACAAGUCCCUCAUGCCCAAGGCUUUCGCCACCCAUCGCCACUGGUACUCCUCCACUCUCCAAUCUCUCAACGCCACUGCCCCGCAGAAGCCCUACCUUCUCUACGCUUACGACAAUGCCCUUCAUGGUUUCAGCGCCGUUCUAUCUCCGGCCGAACUGGACACACUCCAGAAGUCCCCUGGGUUCGUCUCGGCUUAUCGUGAUAGAAAAGUUGCUCUUCAUACCACGCACACCCCCGAGUUCCUUGCUCUGAGUCCUUCCGCGGGUCUUUGGCCGGCUUCCGAUUACGGCAAGGACGUCGUCGUCGGAGUCAUCGACAGCGGAGUGUGGCCUGAGAGCAAGAGCUUCGGCGACGCCGGGUUGACCAAAAUCCCGGCCAGCUGGAGAGGCACGUGCCAGGAGGGACAGGAAUUCAAUUCCUCCAUGUGUAACUUGAAGCUCAUAGGAGCUAGGUACUUCAACAAGGGAUUAAUAGCCGCAGAUCCACGCAUAAAUAUCGACACGAACUCGGCCAGGGACACGAAUGGGCAUGGAACCCACACCGCCUCCACGGCCGCCGGAAACUACGUGGAAGGUACAUCAUUCUUUGGCUACGCUAAGGGAAUGGCAAAAGGGGUGGCCCCUCGUGCCAGGGUAGCUGUCUACAAGGUCGUUUGGCCGGAUGAAGAGAUCUCUGGCUUUACCUCCGAUGUUGUCGCUGGCAUAGAUCUCGCUGUUGCCGACGGUGUUGAUGUGAUAUCGAUCUCCUUGGGCCUCGAACCAGAUAGGCCUCUGUACAAGGACCCAAUUGCGAUAGCUGCCUUUGGGGCCAUGGAGAAGGGCGUGCUGGUUUCGGUCGCGGCGGGAAAUUAUGGACCGUCACUUGCGACCAUAGUAAACGGAAGCCCAUGGACCCUGACCGUCGCUGCCGGCACCGUCGAUCGGCAACUUGCAGGGAUGCUAAAACUGGGAAAUGGGCUAACUAUCGUCGGAUGGACGAUGUUCCCGGCAAACGCUGCGGUGGAAUACUUUCCAGUGCCUUUGGUGUAUAACAAGACCCUUUCCUCGUGCAAUUCCUCUGUUUUGCUAGCUGAGGCGCCUAGCUAUGCUAUCAUCAUUUGCGACCAAACGGAAUCUGUCAUCAACCAAUUAUACUAUGUUGCAGCAUCAAGAGUUCGCGCGGCUAUAUUCAUCUCUGACUCCCCCUCAAUUUCAGAGCUUGGGAAAUUUCCUUGUCCUGGAAUCGUGAUUAGUUCCAAGAACGCGUCAACGGUGAUCAAAUAUGCUAGAACCAAGCAUAAUCCUACUGCUAGCAUGAACUUCAGAGAGACCAUUUUGGGAGCAAAGCCAGCACCAACCGUUGCUUCAUUCAGCUCAAGAGGUCCCUCAAGGAGCUAUUCCGGCAUCUUGAAACCAGACAUAAUGGCUCCAGGAGUCAAAGUUUUGGCCGCUUGGAUUCCAAAUAUACCUACAACUCCUGUUGGUUCAAAUUCGUAUCUGACCAGCGAUUACAACAUAAUAUCAGGGACGUCCAUGGCUUGUCCUCAUGCUUCGGGUGUUGCUGCGCUCCUUAAAGGAGCACAUCCCAAAUGGAGUCCGGCUGCUAUUCGCUCUGCCAUGAUCACUACCGCUAACCCUUUUGACAAUACCUUCACUCCUAUUAAGGAAAAUAGCGAGAAUUUCAGUUUUGCAUCACCUCUGGCCAUGGGAGCGGGUCAAGUUGACCCAAACAGAGCACUAGAUCCGGGUCUUGUGUACGACGCGACUCCGCAAGACUACAUCAAUCUCCUUUGUUCCACGGGUCUUACCAAGAAGCAAUUGGUAACCAUUAUAAGAUCAAGCAAUCAUAGUUGCUCCAACCCUUCUUCUGAUCUAAAUUACCCGUCCUUUAUUGCUUUGUAUAGUAACAGGUCCAUGUCAACAAAGGUUAAAAAGUUUCAAAGGACUGUAACCAAUGUGGGAGAUGGGCCGGCGACUUACAAGGCAGAGGUAACACCCCCAAAGAAAUCCGUUGUUACGGUCACACCGGAGAAAUUGGUUUUUGCAGAGAUGUAUGAGAAACAAAGCUACAGUCUAACUAUAAAAUAUGACCACGACAAAUAUGGGAUGGUUUCAUGGGGCUCGCUUGUUUGGGUGGAAAAUCAGGGAAAACGCACCGUGAGGAGUCCUAUAGUGGUGUCGCCGGUGGUGGUUGGUUGACGCUGCAUCAUAUGUAUAUAUAUAUAUUAAAAUAUCUAGCCUGUAGCCUGCAUGCAUGGGCGCAUAAAGGCUAAUAUUGUGGCAAAAAAGUGGGUGUGUAAUUAACUCGUACGAGUGUUUGGAUGAAAAACUAUUAGGUUCUUGGGAGGACUAACAUGGUCCUCCCAUUAAGCUAUAUUCUCCAAUAAAAUCACUAUAAAUAAUGGAUUUUAUGUA
Molecule: messenger RNA, 2764 nt
Organism: Malania oleifera
Lineage: Eukaryota; Viridiplantae; Streptophyta; Magnoliopsida; Santalales; Ximeniaceae
Product: subtilisin-like protease SBT3
Exons: 1
Coding region: 248-2548 (766 amino acids)
Biological process (GO): proteolysis
Molecular function (GO): serine-type endopeptidase activity
Source: RefSeq, a predicted model, not a curated record